AUGGAGUCGCCUACACCAGCUACAAGUUUGUUAGAAUCCAAAGGUGGAUCAAGUGCAAAUGCGUCACAAUCCGAGGAAAAAGUCAAGUUAGAUAAAUCCGAGUGUAACGAGAUUAAGAGUGAGGCUGCCAAAAAGAACGUGGACAUGACAGGAGGGGAAGACGAUGGUGGUGGUGAUAACCUGGCUUUGCGAGGACACAGGGAGUCACUUCAGCUAGACAAUGACUCCGAUGUAGGAAAUUUCGUUGGCUUACUGAAACUACUCGCCAUCUUUGACCCUUUCAUGAAAGAACACCUCACUCGUGCGGAAAGUCAUCCUGGAUUCACGUUUUAUCUUUCACCGGGUGUCCAGAACGAAUUCAUCCACAUGAUGGCAUCCACUGUUAGCCAGAGUUUACUGAGAAGAAUUCAUAAAGCCAAUUACUAUGGUCUCAUGUUCGACUCGACUCCUGAUCAGGCACACCGUGAGCAGAUGUCAGAAGUAGUGAGGAACAUGGAAGCUGAUUUUGAGAGGAAAACAGUCCGUGUUAGAGAGUCCUUCCUUGGUUGUACCCAGAUAAGACAGAAGGAUGCUGAGAGCUUGGUUGAAGACAUCUUGAAAGAGCUAGAGAAGGACGAAAUGGAGCUAGAAGAUUGUCAGUCACAGUGCUAUGACAAUGCUGCCAUGAUGGCUGGACACAGAAGAUUUUGGAACAAAGUACUCAUUCGCAUUGAUCGUAUUCAAAAGAGGCUGCAGGAUCCUAGCAUGAACUUCCACGAAGGUGCCCUGGAUUGGAAAACCCUCCGAGAUCAUUUUGAUGAUGAAAGAGAAGUGUUGGUCAGUGAGUCACUCAAAGAAGGACUCGGUCUCUGUCAAGAAUGGAAUAUUGAAGUUGAAAGACACCAGAGACGAAAAAAACAAAUGACUGAUGAAAAUUCGAGAAACGCUAGGUUAACAGCCAAAGAGGAAAUGGAAAGAGUCAUGAAGGGAACACUCGACCGUCUUCACAGAGAAAUGGACGACACUGACUCCAAAUUUGGGUUUCUUCUUGAUGUCGAGGGACUGUGUUACGGCGCCGACAGUAACGACCUAAAGAAAAAGUGCGAAAAUUUGGGCGAACUGUACAGCUCUGAUGUUGAAGGACAGCAGCUAUAUGAAGAAAUUUUGGAUUGCAGAAUGCUGCUAUCAAGUCGGGCCAACAUGAAAAUAUCAAGACUUGAAGAGCUUCUCGAAUCUAUUGUUCAAUAUGGAGAUGAGAGUGUCUUCCCCAAUCUUCACAUUGCUAUUCAGAUAAUGCUAACCAUCGCAGUUUCCAUCGACAGCUGUGAGAGAUCAUUCAGCAAGUUAAAACUAAUACUUUCGAAUUUGAGAGCCUCCAUGGGUCAAGGUAGACUCUGUGAUCUUGCUCUGCUGAGCGUAGAAAGAGAAGAAACUAAAAAAAACUGA
Molecule: messenger RNA, 1425 nt
Organism: Limulus polyphemus (Atlantic horseshoe crab)
Lineage: Eukaryota; Metazoa; Arthropoda; Merostomata; Xiphosura; Limulidae
Exons: 3
Coding region: 1-1425 (474 amino acids)
Molecular function (GO): protein dimerization activity
Source: RefSeq, a predicted model, not a curated record